Molecule: messenger RNA, 1545 nt
Organism: Microsporum canis CBS 113480
Lineage: Eukaryota; Fungi; Ascomycota; Eurotiomycetes; Onygenales; Arthrodermataceae
Product: glycerol kinase 2
Exons: 3
Coding region: 1-1545 (514 amino acids)
Biological process (GO): glycerol-3-phosphate biosynthetic process; glycerol metabolic process; triglyceride metabolic process
Cellular component (GO): mitochondrion
Molecular function (GO): glycerol kinase activity
Source: RefSeq, a predicted model, not a curated record
AUGGCCGGAGUGGGAAAGUCAUUCAUCGGAUCUAUUGAUCAGGGCACAACAAGCUCUCGAUUCCUUAUUUUUAACACGGACGGAGAGGUAGUUGCUUCACACCAGCUAGAAUUUACGCAGAUAUACCCUCAUCCGGGAUGGCAUGAACAUGACCCCAAUGAGAUCGUUGAAUCCGUAGUUGCGUGCAUAAAUGGGGCUGUCGCAGAUUUCGAAACACAAGGACAUAAGAUUGAUUCUAUCAAGGCAAUAGGCAUCACUAACCAGCGUGAAACCACAGUGGUAUGGGACAAAGAGACAGGCGAACCGCUCUACAACGCCAUAGUUUGGACAGAUACCCGCACACAGGCUCUUGUACGCAAGCUGAAAACCCGCCUGGGCCACAAUGAACUGCAGCCAAUCUGUGGUUUACCACUGUCCACCUAUCCAUCUGUUGGUAAGGUGUUAUGGUUGAUCGAUAAUGUGCCCAAAGUCAAAGAGGCAUAUGAUAACGGGUCCCUUGCAUUCGGAACCAUCGACACUUGGCUCAUUUAUAAACUCAACGGUGGUCCUAGAGGAGGUGUAUUUGUAACGGAUCCAUCAAACGCAUCACGAACGAUGUUCAUGAACCUUGAGCGAAUGGAAUAUGAUGAGCAGCUGCUUGACUUCUUCCGCCUUGACCCUUCCAAGAUCCAUCUCCCUAAGAUCGUGCACUCUGCCGACCCAAAAGCAUACGGCAAACUUGCUCAGUCGGCCCUUCAAGGUUUCCCAAUCACAGGCUGCCUAGGCGAUCAAUCUGCCGCACUCGUGGGCCAAAAGGGGUUCACUCCUGGCAAGGCCAAGAACACAUACGGCACCGGGUGCUUUCUCCUAUACAAUAUUGGCGAGAAGCCAGUAGCAUCGAGGCAUGGUUUACUAACAACGGUUGCCUUCGACUUUCGCGGUAGCGAAGGUGGAAAGCUUAACUACGCCCUUGAAGGAAGCAUUGCUGUUGGCGGAUCCAGCGUGAAGUUUCUGGUCAACAAUUUCAAGUUUAUGGAUAGCUCCAAGGACUUGAGUACCCUGGCUGAAACGGUGCCUGAUAGCGGAGGGUGUGUGUUUGUCACUGCAUUCAGCGGGUUGUUUGCUCCAUACUGGAUCGAUGAUGCGAGAGGAACGAUAUUCGGGAUAACAACGUAUACGCAGCGAGGCCACGUGGCGAGAGCAACGCUGGAAGCGACAUGCUUCCAAACCAAGGCAAUUCUCGGUGCCAUGGAAAAAGAUAGUGGACACAAGCUUACUGAGCUUGCUGUUGAUGGAGGAAUGUGUAACAGUGACCUAACGAUGCAGACACAAGCGGAUCUGAUCUCUAUUCCGGUUAACCGCCCCAAGAUGCGGGAGACUACCGCCCUUGGCGCAGCAAUUGCAGCAGGUAUCGCCGUAGGUGUCUGGAGCAGCACAGAGGAGCUUCAAGGUAUCAACACUGAGGGUCAGACAACCUUCAAGCCGAGUAUCCAGAAGGAGGAGGCCGACAAACGAUUCUCCCGCUGGGAGAAGGCAGUGGAAAUGUGUCGGGGCUGGGCAAACUAG